UUGCCAGAUCCCGAUGAGUGAGGCCAAUGAGGAGAGGAUGGCCGUUAUAGGUUCCCUAGGAUUCUUUCGAUCCAAAAAGAUGCCCCAGGGCAUAUCCGGAGCCCCUGCAAUCUUCCGGCGGGGCAUGAGGAAGACCAUGGAGGAUGUGGAGGUGUUCGAAGUUUUGGCGUAUGUGGAUGACCUAGAUUUUGGAUUCGUCUUGGGGAACUAGGAUGCGAGGUGAGUGGUGAAGCCAAGGUGACAAAGAGUUAAAGAAUUAAAACUUUCUUUGGAUGAGUGCCAGGUCUAGAGAAAGAGGCAGUUCCGGGGAAAAGCGACCGAAGCGAAGUGUAAAAUGUGGAGUAGUUUUUGGCCGGCGGAGUUUGGUGCAAUCUGAGAAAAAUGACCCGACGUACCAGUUGAACUUCCUGGUGUUGGAACAGACGGUGGUGGACCUGGGGAUGGAAACCCAGGUCGUCAAUCGGAAUGAGACACUGGGGAGAGAGGGGGUUUGCACUGCUGAACUGAGUGCUCAGAAAUGCAGGCUGGAGACUGAAUGCCGCACUUUUAGAACAAACUUUGAAGACUUGGAGUCCACGUUCGUCGAUGUGGAGAUGGAGAACCGGAAUUUCAUGCAGAAACUGGCCACUUACUGAUGAAUUAAUCCAGAAAAGAUUGGAAGACUUACAAGUUGGGGAAGACCAAGGAAGCUGUCUGACUAUAGCCAACAGAAGACGGAGAGGAGAGUUUGACUACACUUCAGAGGAGGUGAAGCAAUUGAGGACAGGUCGCGGAAAAGGGAAGCGGACGCUUGAAGGGAACCUGAAGAUGACCAUCGACCAUUUAAGUGAAGUGGAAAAACUGAAAGUUGACCUGGAAGAAGUCAUCAGGAAGAAAAAAACUGGUGGUGUAAUUGCGUCCCAGAUUGAGAUGGCUAAGAAGCGUGAGUUAGAACUGCUGAGACUGGGGCGAGAGUUGGAGGAGUCGGAGAAGAAGCUGACAUCUCGAUUACAGGAGGCUGAAGAGGCUGCAGAAGCAGUCCAGGCCAAGUGCUUCAGUUUGGAGAAAAUCACACAGCAGCUACCGAUCAAGGAAAUGAGGAAGAAUACUGAUUCGAAGGGUGAUGUGCUCGACAUGUGCACCAGAGAAGAAACCUAAAUGGGUAGGCCUUGGUUUGUGUUACGCACUGUUGUCCGGUGUAUUCUUUUCGCUCCUUGCUCUGCUGGUGAAGAAAAUUGAAGGAGUCCAUGCUCUGGAAAUCAGUGGGAUUCGAUGUUUAUUUCAGUGGCUAUUUACAUUCCCAAUUAUUAUCUACAACGAAGUGGAUAUUCUGGGACCAAAAGCUUUGAGACUGUUGCUUUUCCUACGAGGACUCCUUGGAGCUACAGCCAUGAUGUUGUUCUUCUACGCUAUUCAACAGAUGCAUUUGGCUGAUGCCACUGUCAUUAUGCUCAGCAACCCUGUCUUUGUCUCCAUAUUUGCUUGGAUUUUUCUGAAGGAAAAAUGCACUUUGUUGGAUCCCAUCUUCAUCAUUUUUACUUUGGUCGGGGUCGUUCUUAUUGCUAGACCACAGUUUCUCUUUGGCACUCAAAAUGUGGGAUUUGAAAGUGACUACAAGAAUCGCAUCAAGGGAACGAUGGCUGCUUUCGCAAGUGCACUCUGUGCGUCAUUGACGUUGAUCGUGAUCCGCAAAAUGGGCAAAUCUGUAGAUUAUUUCCUCUCCAUUUGGUACUACUCGGCAAUUGGAUCGAUCCUAAGCAUGACUGUGGUUUCGAUAACUCGGGAAUGGAGCUUGCCCUCCUGUGGGAUGGAUCGAGCAUUUUUAAUCCUGAUUGGCCUACUGGGGAUUGGAGGGCAAACCUUUCUCACAAAAGCUCUGCAGAUAGAGAGGGCUGGCCCUGUGUCUCUUAUAAAGACAACAGAAGUAGUCCUAGCCUUUAUAUUGCAGUAUUUAUUCCUAAAUCGCUCUCCUACCUGGUGGAGCCUGGGAGGAGCUAUUUGUGUAACAAGUGGUACCAGUGGAGUUGCUCUUCAGAAGUGGUUCACUAGCACCAGGAAAGAAAAGAAAGAUCAAAAUUAACCAAAGCUCCUUGUGUUUGAAAAUGAUGGAGAUCUGCUCAGGAACAUAGCUAAAAUUUGAAUGUAGUUGCUUGUUCAUUGAUUGACUUUCUGAACACUGACUAAAUACUCAAAAUCAUAAACCACACUUUUGACAGGAUAGUCAACAAUUAUUUAAAUAAUGUGUAUUUGAAUUGAAAAUUUUGUAAUAAUUUGAACUUCUGUCAUUUAAAAUCAAGUUGCAAUAAUGCUGUGUAAGUGACUGUGUGAGAUUUUGCACUACAUGCAGAGUUUGGAUCCUGGAACCUGGCCAGGAACUCUGUUAAACCAAAUAUGGUUGAACUUUGAUGCUGUUGCCUUUGAGUCAGGAGGCCAUGGGUUCAAGCCUCUCCCCAAAAACUUGCAUACUGUCUGCACUAAGAGAGUGCCUUGUAAAUGAGGCAAUAAUCUAAGGCCCUGACUGCCCCUUCAGGGAUAUAUAAAAAAAACACAAAAGAUCUUCAUGACACUCCAAAGACAAACCAAUUAAUUAACUUCUCAUUCUGUCUGGAUCAUUAUUUAUCUCAAAUCCAAAAAAAAACACGAAUGCCUUGUUUAUUUAGUUUCUGCUUUGGAGACCUUGUGGUGUUGUGCCACCAGUGACUACAUUUCAGGGAACUCCAUGGUUGUAAAGCACUUUAGAAUAUCCUGGAGUUAUGAAAAGUAUGUAAUUUAUGUACAGUUUCUUGCUUUGUAUCCAAAUGAGGGCUACUGAGUAAUACUGAUCACAUACUUGCUGUGGGUGACAGCUUCAUAAUGCUUUCUUUACACAAGUUUCUAAAACUGCAUUUUAGACUUUUCCAUUAAGAUGUGCAGUUUUAUGCAAUAAUAAUUAAUAGAAUAUUUAUUAAAAUAUUUGAUAGAAGAUUUAAUUUUCCCAUUUUGACAUUUCAAUUUAGCUUACUUGAAGAUAAAUUAAGGUUAAUAAUUUUAUGUGGAAUAUUUGUUGGUAUAAUAAAGGUUUUUUGUUUCUGUUGAACAAUCAUCAAGCAACAUACUGUUUUAUCAACCUACUAAUUGAUGGUAUUGCCGAGAGAUUUUCUAUAAUAGAUCCAAACGGUAAUUGGAACAGCUGAGUAUAUACUGUAGUUGGUUUGAUCUAUAUGGAAUACAAAAUGCAUCAGGCAAUAUGGUACAUCAAUCUGGAACUAUAGGCUGCACAUUAAAGGAUUAUUAAAACUGAAAAAUGAGUAUUAACUACUUUUGA
Mobula hypostoma (lesser devil ray) is the source of this 3283-nucleotide messenger RNA. RefSeq names its product solute carrier family 35 member G1 (gene slc35g1). The transcript has 3 exons. Lineage: Eukaryota; Metazoa; Chordata; Chondrichthyes; Myliobatiformes; Myliobatidae. Gene Ontology annotation, molecular function: aspartic-type endopeptidase activity. The record is from RefSeq and is a predicted model, not a curated record. Gene Ontology annotation, biological process: proteolysis; calcium ion export across plasma membrane; regulation of cytosolic calcium ion concentration. Gene Ontology annotation, cellular component: endoplasmic reticulum membrane; plasma membrane. Bases 1103 to 2059 code for a protein of 318 amino acids.